This is a messenger RNA of Trematosphaeria pertusa, 1121 nucleotides long. RefSeq lists its product as uncharacterized. The transcript has 2 exons. The record is from RefSeq and is a predicted model, not a curated record. Bases 91 to 879 code for a protein of 262 amino acids. NCBI's taxonomy places the organism in Eukaryota, Fungi, Ascomycota, Dothideomycetes, Pleosporales, Trematosphaeriaceae.
CCGUGACACUGGCACCAACGCUUCGCUAGCUUCUAUUCCUCCAGCUACCGUUGCGGACCCUGCGAUCGAGCUUUCGAGAGCGACAGUGCUAUGCGACGCCACAAACGAGACGCACCCGCGCAUUCGUUCGACUGUACGACAUGCGACCGCCAUUUCGGCAACGUCAAGGCUCUACAGCAGCACCUACGAGACUCACCCGUGCAUGCCUCAUCGUUUGAUUGUGACGACUGCGAUCGAUCAUUUGAUAGCGAGCAGGCUUUAAAGCAGCACCUAAGGGAUUCGCCUGCGCAUGCGACGUCCUUCGACUGUGAUACCUGCGAUCGCUCUUUCGGCAGCGAUGAGGCCUUGCGGCAGCAUCUGAGGGACUCCCGGGGUCACCAACAGGUUCCGGAAACCCCUUUGGAUCUAUUCUUCCGCUCCUUUCGGACCUUUGAGUAUGAACCAUCUCUACCGCCAGCUACGUCCUACGCUUGUUUGCGAAAACACGAGGGUUGGCAGCGUGGCGAGGCUGCGUCAGACGAUGCCUGGAACAGGUACCAGGAUGCAUUGGAGAAGGAACUGCGCAUGUGGUACGGUUCAGAGAACGAUUUGGCUGCGUGGCAUUCCCUUUGCCGUGCAAUUGGUGUCGAGCCGCUUCCGCAAACGUGUGAGCGAUGCGAGGAAGCGGCACGAAGGACGCACGUCAAUAUUGUUGAUUUGAUUGAAUGGGGACGAAGGCGUGAAAACACUGAGGACAGAGUUCAGACCUUUCGCAAUGUGGCCGAGCUGCGAGACUACACCAAGGCGACCGGUAAGAUAUUUCGCAACACGUUCGCUCAAGAAGACGGCAAUGUUGUCCUGAGACAUUUACUGCGCAAGAUCUUUCGCGGCAGCUUGUGAAAGAGUGAAGUGCGCGUUUGCACCGCAUCGUCUCCACUACCCCUUCUGCCUGCGGAGUUUAGCAUAUCGCGUCUUUUUUGCUGGUACCUACGUACUGUAUAUGUAUUAUGCUCGCAUCUUCUUUAUGACGAGGUCGAGCGAAUUGACCCCUGUGGUGUGAAGCCCGUGGGCUGUUGCGGAGACUGGAAGCUCUGCUGACCGCGCGUCGUCUCCACGACCAUAGCCCUCAGCAAGCCAACAAU